Messenger RNA from Beauveria bassiana ARSEF 2860, 702 nucleotides. Its product is annotated as DUF1649 domain protein. Gene Ontology annotation, biological process: autophagy; autophagosome assembly. The coding region runs from base 1 to 702 and encodes 233 amino acids. Lineage: Eukaryota; Fungi; Ascomycota; Sordariomycetes; Hypocreales; Cordycipitaceae. The transcript has 2 exons. Gene Ontology annotation, cellular component: phagophore assembly site. The record is from RefSeq and is a predicted model, not a curated record.
AUGGACACCACCACCGCCGCCGCCACCAACGCCCCUCCAGAGUUCAUCCUCGACGUCUUUGCCGACCCCCGCUCCGUUCGGGAUAUUGUCCGCGCCAUCCUGCACACCAUCUUCUUCACGCGCUUCUUCCCCGCCGUCCAUCCUUCGACCCGCAACGUCCUCGACCUCGUCACCUUGCCCUACGUCGACGACGAUGAGCUAGCCACCAUGAUUGAGCAGCGCGCCGCCGCUCUUGAGCGCCAGCUCGACGCCGAGCGCUCCUCCUCUCAUCAAACUACCGCGGCGGCGGCCGCCGCCGCCGCGCGACAGCAGUACUCGUCGUCUGGGACAACAGCCGCCGCUGCCGCUGCCGUCACAACGAGCUCCUCGGCAAGCGGCGCCCGAGGUCAGGUUUCCGUUCGCUUCUUUGAAAAGAGACGUCGCAAGGCGUGGCUGUCGCGCGGCGAUGAAGAGGUAUGCUGGGAGUGCUGGACGGUCAAGGUGACCGUUGCCGAGCCGAGGACGGAGUCUGAGCGCAGCAAGGUUCGCAGAGCCAUGGAGCAGACUCUCCUCACCACCGCCAUGAAAAUCGUCACCUUUGCCAACACCCACAAGGACCAUAUCCCUCCCAUCACCACACAGGGCGGCAACCCUUUUCCAUGCAAGAUUAGCAUUGAGCAAAAGGAGAGCACGGGCUGGGCGUCGCGGAUGCGCAUCUACUAG